UGCUCUUGUGCAGCUCGGUUCAUUUCUGCACUUUACUGUCCUGCUGCUGCCUGCUACCUCCGAUUACUGAAAAGAGACAGAGACAUCUAGACAGCACUUCUACUGAAAGAGAGAUAGAGAAGGAGAGAGCUAAAGAGAGAAAAAGAGAUAUAGAGAGUGAGGGAUAGAGAGAGAGAGACGGAGAGAGAGAGACGGAGAGACAGAUAUAUAUAAAGAGAGAGAGAGAGAGCUAAAGAGAGAAAGAGAGAUAUAUAGAGAGGGGAUAGAGAGAGGGAGAGAGACGGAGAGAGAGAAGAUGACCAUCAACACGCUGACAAAAGGAGGAGCUCAGAGGGAGCAGAUGUAUUGCCUCAGAAAGAUGGAGAGAGUGAUCGUAGCAAUGCAAGAUCCUGACAUGGGGAUGAAGAUGAGAAACCAGAGACUCCUCAUCACCGUUAUACCACACGCCAUGACCGGUAAUGAUGUCAUUGAAUGGCUGAUUCAGAAAUACAACAUAACAGAGGAAGAGGCUCGCCACCUGGGAGGACUCCUGGUGCAGUAUGGGUACAUCUAUCCUCUGAGGGAGCCGCGCUCUCUACUGCUGAGAUCUGAUGACUCUCCUUACCGCUUCCAGACUCCAUAUUUCUGGACCAGUAGCCGCUGGCCUGCCUCAGAGCUGGACUAUGGUGAGGUUAAGGGUUAA
Molecule: messenger RNA, 682 nt
Organism: Oncorhynchus keta (chum salmon)
Lineage: Eukaryota; Metazoa; Chordata; Actinopteri; Salmoniformes; Salmonidae
Product: regulator of G-protein signaling 11-like
Exons: 5
Coding region: 296-682 (128 amino acids)
Biological process (GO): regulation of G protein-coupled receptor signaling pathway; intracellular signal transduction
Source: RefSeq, a predicted model, not a curated record